Pocillopora verrucosa is the source of this 2234-nucleotide messenger RNA. RefSeq lists its product as uncharacterized. NCBI's taxonomy places the organism in Eukaryota, Metazoa, Cnidaria, Anthozoa, Scleractinia, Pocilloporidae. The record is from RefSeq and is a predicted model, not a curated record.
CCAUCACACAAGUUUUCCUUUUCUCCGAUAAUAAAUUUUACGGCGCAAACUUCUGCAGAUCCUAGCAAAGUUUUUCUCCCCCCAGCUGACGAGGUAGAGUUAGCGCCAACCGUGACUGUUUUAGAAGGGAAGGAACUUAUGGAUUCCCUCCUUGAGAGCAUUAUCAAAUGCAUGCAAAUCCAGAAUUCUCUCUACAGACUUGUGUUGCUGAAACUAGAAAAGCGAGCUGCCGAACCUAAAGAUGAAAAUGAUGUUCUCCCGGGGCCCAAGGCGAGUGAUGAGAAAAACGCCGGAAAGAAUCAGGAUUGUGAUCUAGGAACUCUCCUGUGUGAGCUCAAAAGCCCCUUAGAGGCCUUAAUGCGCUCUGCAGAAAUUCAAAGAGGACUUUUUCAAAGAAUGGUCGCCGUGAACUCGAUGAUAACUGAGGAAUUCGCUGACCCGCCUAACGAUGGCGCAUCUUUAAGAGAGGGUCAAGAAUCCCGUCAAGUUAACAUACUGACAGUUCGUUCCGACCUCGAAGAGAUCGCUUUUAAAACCAAAAUGCCGUGUUACUAUGCAAGAAACCCUUACACCAACCAAGAAGUUAAGGCAAUAACUAGCGACGAUGUCCUACAUCAUGUAUGUCAGGAUGAGCGGCCCUUAAGCUCUCGAACCGUCAAAGUUGGGACGAGUGGUCAGCGAGAACUUCCUCAUGGAUUUGGAACCCUAAAAACCGUGACAGGGAAGCUUUUAUACAAAGGAGACUGGUGCAGAGGCAAGCGACAUGGCAAAGGUGAAGGACUUAUUCUAUCAGUGCCGUUAGUGGGUAGCAGCCCAGGCACUAUCGAAAAUGGAUUCUACAGUGGAGGAUGGAAAAACAACAUGAGGCAUGGCAAGGGGAAAAUGACGUUUGUGUCCGGGGUCGUAUACGAGGGUCAGUGGCAGUAUGAUGAAAUGACUGGAUAUGGGACCCUGAAGUGUCCGGAUGGAACCAUUCAAGAAGGGAAUUGGAAGGACGGGUCGUUGGACGGCUGUGUUCUCUUCACCUGGCCACAUGGUGUCACAGAGUACCGCGAGUAUAAACAAGGUCAAGGUCAGCUGCCUUGCUCUAAAAUUGACAAAGAAACUGCUGUAAAGCUUACGCAGAUGAGUUCCAUUAGAUCCCAGCUACUAGCACUGCGUGAAUGCGCGGCUGAGUUGAAGGACGAGAACCUGGCUCUCAAAGACGAACUGAACACAUUGAGAGUAGGACAGGCUGAGUUAGACGAAAAACAUGAAGCGGCUAUUUUGGAACUUCGCCAGUACUUUGAUGGUCAACGUGAGCUCGACUCUGAAAAACUGCGAAAAGAGUUCGAACAGAGGGUAAAAGAUGCAGAAGAGAGCAAAUCGAAAAGCUCCGAAAGAAUACGAGAGUUAGAAAAGGAGCUGGAAGAAGCCAAAGGAGGGAGACUGUGCCAGAUUUGUUUUGAAAACCCACGCGACUGUAUCAUUAUGCCCUGCACUCAUUUGCUGUACUGUAGGACAUGUGUGGCUGAGCAUAAAAGGAAAGGUGACUCCCGCUGCCCUACUUGCCGUGGGCCUAUCUCUGGAGAAAUGUUGUGUAACGUGAAUCACUAAUCAGGGAAAGUUUUAAAGUUUUAAAAGUGGACUCAAGUGUUAGUCAUUACUUCUCCUAAACGAAAGAAAAAUUCACCAGUCACGUAAAUUUCUGGAAACGAAUCACGCCUCGCGCUGAUUCGUAAGUUCACGGAACACGUUGCCUCGCUUCCUGGAAAAUUCACGCAUCACAUUAAUUUUGGCCUUAACCCUUCAACUCCCAAGAUCUUGUUAGAAAUUCUCUUAACUGUCUGCUAUGCAAUUCAUAUGAUGUUAUCUCGGAGAAGUUGGUAUUGCAUUAACUAAUAAUCCCUUAUUGAUGUUUUCUUUAUUCUCAUCACUCGUCUGCUUGAUAUUAUGAUGAUAAUGUAGGGAGAAAUUCUGUCUUGGUCACUCAUGGGAGUUAAACGGUUAAUUGCAAUCACGUAAAAAACCCUUUGGCACCCACCUCUCCGGAAAAAACUACACUCUAUUCUAUAAGAGCGCGUACAAUUUGGCUAAGUCCAGAUGUUCGAACCUACUUUUCAACAGCAACUGAAAUGUAAUCACCGCUUGGCCAUGGAAGGUCUGGGUACGAGACUAAAUUAAUCUUAGUAAUUUAUGCAACGUUGCAUUACGGAAUAGAUUUUUUAGUUUGGAAAUAAAAGAUUUUGUGACAA